This is a messenger RNA of Anastrepha obliqua, 670 nucleotides long. RefSeq lists its product as uncharacterized. The coding region runs from base 98 to 541 and encodes 147 amino acids. Gene Ontology annotation, molecular function: RNA binding; structural constituent of ribosome. The transcript is spliced from 4 exons. The record is from RefSeq and is a predicted model, not a curated record. Gene Ontology annotation, biological process: translation; ribosomal small subunit assembly. NCBI's taxonomy places the organism in Eukaryota, Metazoa, Arthropoda, Insecta, Diptera, Tephritidae. Gene Ontology annotation, cellular component: cytosolic small ribosomal subunit; ribosome.
GUCGUGCCAACUUGCAUUCACAAAUUAAAAUAUUUUUGGGUUUGGCAGCACUUUCCCUUCUUUUUUUCUUUCCGUUCUGUAAAUCAGAAAAGUCAAGAUGGCUGAGGUCGAUGAAACUCUUAAGAAGAAGCGUACCUUCAAAAAGUUCACAUACCGUGGUGUGGACCUCGACCAGCUGUUGGACAUGCCCAACAACCAGUUGGUUGAAUUGAUGCACAGCCGAGCACGCAGGCGUUUCCAUCGUGGUCUGAAGCGUAAACCAAUGGCUUUGAUUAAGAAGUUGCGCAAAGCCAAGAAAGAAGCUCCCCCAAAUGAGAAGCCAGAUAUUGUGAAAACUCACUUGAGAAACAUGAUCAUUGUUCCCGAAAUGACCGGUUCCAUUAUUGGUGUAUACAACGGCAAAGAUUUCACACAGGUUGAAAUUAAGCCUGAAAUGAUUGGCCACUAUUUGGGAGAAUUCUCACUGACAUACAAACCCGUCAAGCACGGUAGGCCCGGUAUUGGUGCCACCCACAGCUCCAGGUUUAUUCCACUUAAGUAAAUGCAACAUGGAAAAGGGAUACUACGAACAGUUCUUACCAAUGCAUAUUGCAUUGUGUUGUUAUUAAAGUGGUGAUCGUUGCAAAUGAUACAAAUAAAGGGAGUUUACGUUUUUUAAGGAUUCACAAGA